Messenger RNA from Nannizzia gypsea CBS 118893, 1392 nucleotides. RefSeq lists its product as hypothetical. The record is from RefSeq and is a predicted model, not a curated record. The transcript has a single exon. Gene Ontology annotation, biological process: fluoride transmembrane transport. The coding region runs from base 1 to 1392 and encodes 463 amino acids. Gene Ontology annotation, cellular component: membrane. Gene Ontology annotation, molecular function: fluoride transmembrane transporter activity. Lineage: Eukaryota; Fungi; Ascomycota; Eurotiomycetes; Onygenales; Arthrodermataceae.
AUGAAGCAGGGAAGAAGCGGUGCGGGAAGCUCGCCAGAUGCCCCAGUCCAAGACCAGCGAGGCCAAGAUGAUGCAUCCUACGAGCUCGAGACGAUAGGGUCACGAACGAAUCUGGAGCGACGUCAUACAGUAAAUAAGGGAAGAGAUACGGUUCCGGACAGGAGGAACUCGUCGGUUCAUCGUGAGCCGUCUGCAUUACUAGAGAGCGCGGAGUCAUGCAUAUCCACACCUGAACAUACACAAUCGGAGCUGAAGCUAUCCCACCAUGCGACUCAGCUUUACACCAUCUCCUACCUCGUCUUCUUCUCGAUAUUCGGCACCUUGGCUCGGAUCGGGCUGCAGGUCUUGACGGUAUACCCCGGGGCGCCGGUAACUACGGGAGUGGUCUGGGCGAACGUCGGUGGCUGUCUGCUUAUCGGCUUCUUUGCAGAGGACCGCAAGCUCUUCCGUGAAGAAUGGGGUGACUCUAGUGUUGGACGCGGGGAGCUGAACGGCAAUGGCGACGAGCAGCAGCGAAUUGAUGACUCGGAUGAUGAUGAUACGCAAGUGUUGACAAAGCACAAGGCAGUCAAGAAGACUAUACCGCUAUACAUCGGUCUGACCACCGGGUUCUGCGGCUCGUUCACCUCGUUUUCAUCAUUCAUGCUUGAUGCGUAUCAUGCACUAUCAAAUACCCUGCCGAACCCCAAUACAGAUACCAUCCUGCCUAGAAAUGGCGGGUAUAGCUUCAUGGCCGUUUUGGCGGUCCUUUUAUAUACCGUUUUGCUUUGUCUCUCCUCAAUUGUGGUUGGAGCACACCUCGCAGACGGCCUAUCCUACUUCACGCCAACACUCCCAUUCAAGUUUCUACGUAACAUACUUGACCGACUCAUAGUUUUACUGGCUGUUGGCUGCUGGAUGGGAGCCAUCUUCCUCGCCAUAUGGACGCCGGAUCGACAUCGGCCAAUACAGGAACAGCACUGGCGUGGUUCGGCCGAAUUCGCCAUUAUAUUUGCCCCCAUCGGCUGCUUGUUUCGAUUCUACGCUUCCCUGUACUUCAACCCUCUGAUCUUAUCAUUCCCUCUAGGAACAUUCUUGGUCAACAUGAUAGGCACUCUGAUCUUGGGCAUAUGCUUCGAUUUACAACAUGCUAGUAGCGUGGUUGCUAGAACUAGUAUAAAUGGUGCAAUAGCUCCUCACCGGCUGCUCGGCUGCCAGAUCCUCAAGGGUAUCAUGAAUGGGUUUUGCGGAUGCACAACUACAGUGAGCACUUGGAUUGCCGAGCUUCACAGCCUACGUCUGAAACAUGCAUAUUUAUAUGGGUUUGCCAGCGUAGGAUUGGGACUCGCCCUUUUGGUCGUUGUCAUUGGCACUAUGCAAUGGACCGUUGGACUUGCGCAACCAGCCUGUUAG